Molecule: messenger RNA, 423 nt
Organism: Anisakis simplex (herring worm)
Lineage: Eukaryota; Metazoa; Nematoda; Chromadorea; Rhabditida; Anisakidae
Source: the annotation of a GenBank genome assembly
GGCGUUGUCGGGUCAUUGCACAGCGGCAAAACAUCACUCGUUCAUCGCUAUUUGACCGGUGCUUAUACCAGUGAAGAGUCGCCAGAAGGUGGCCGCUUCAAGAAAGAAGUGGUUCUCGACGGUCAAAGUUAUUUGUUGUUAAUUCGUGACGAAGGCAGUGGUGUUCCUGAAUAUCAGUUCGCUCAGUGGAUUGAUGCAGUAAUAUUUGUUUUUUCGUUGGAGAGUCAAGACAGCUUCGAGACCGUACUUCAUUACUAUAAUCAAAUGGCUAAAUAUCGCAAUUUAAGCGAUGUCCCAGUGUUGUUAGUUGGAACACAGGUAAGAUUCGUUGCAUUUUUUGAAGUUUUUGUGUCGUUGUUGAUAUAUAUGUAUGCGAGACAUAAAACCACCCUAGGAACUGUUCUUUUCUCUGAUUUACUGUAA